Messenger RNA from Sodiomyces alkalinus F11, 3110 nucleotides. RefSeq names its product anaphase-promoting complex protein. Gene Ontology annotation, cellular component: anaphase-promoting complex. The transcript is spliced from 3 exons. Gene Ontology annotation, biological process: positive regulation of mitotic metaphase/anaphase transition; protein K11-linked ubiquitination; anaphase-promoting complex-dependent catabolic process. Lineage: Eukaryota; Fungi; Ascomycota; Sordariomycetes; Glomerellales; Plectosphaerellaceae. The record is from RefSeq and is a predicted model, not a curated record. Bases 331 to 2691 code for a protein of 786 amino acids. Gene Ontology annotation, molecular function: protein binding.
CUGCCAAAUCCCAAGUACAAGGACUGGGAUAAAAACAUAAGGUACCUAACCUUAGGCUUGCUUACCACGUCAGGACCACCUGGAGCUUGCCUUCUCCCAGAGCACUACCUUAUUAACUGCCCUUUUUACCUUACCUACCUUAUAUCAACACCUUGCACCUCUUUACCGUCCCUCUAGGCUCUCCCUCUCUCUUUGAUAUCACAAUUCACACGCGUCGAUCAACUCGAUCCAUCCAACGCUAACACGCCUGGGUCAAUAUGGCCGAACAUCCCCAUCUUCAUUACUUCACAUAACCGUCUAUAUUCCGGUUCUUUCACCUUUACCACAAACAUGGGCCGCUUCUUGACUCCAGCCAAGAUUGGCCUACUCGCCCUCGUCGAGCUCUAUGUGGAUGAACUCGUCCCCACUUCUGCUAUAAUACCCGUUCUUUCCUUCAUCACCUCAAGUCUCCUCGAUCGCGAACCCACAGUCUUGGCACCCAGCUGCUCCUCCUCUCCCCAGUCCCGGUGGACCAACGCUGAGAGGAGGGUCAGUCUGGUCACGUCCAUAAACGAUUUCGAAUCCCUUCUUGCCGCUUACCCCGUCGUUGUCGGCUUGCCAGGAAGGAAGCUAUGGGAUAUCUUCCUGGAAAAGCUCUGGGAUGUCAACUCCCUCCACCAGCUCCAUGAUUUCUUCGAUCGCCAAUCUCACAAUCUCGUCAUGCCCAGCGAACAGCUGCGCCGCUUAGGUCUUACCGAAGCCGAACUGCAAGGCAUCCGCAUCUCCCGCAACUCCCCCUUUGGCACCUUUAUCAGACGCUGCCAGCUCGAGUUCACCCGCCUGCGCUUCGAAGACUCCGUCGAGCUGUGGAAGGACUUUGUCAGCUACAGGCAGCCUACUCUCGGCCACCGUCAGCGAAGGAGCCCUUCCAUGGGCCGCAUGAGCUUCGAUUACGUCCUCGACGCAGGUGAGCAGGCCGAUUGGGAUGUCGAAGCUGUCAACGUCCUCGCUUCCAUUACCUACGGCGACUCCCUCACCAGCAACUCUUCCUCCAGUCUGCCCGUUAGUACCGACGAUGUGGAGUUCCUUCUCGAAUUUCAAAUCGACAAGAUGCAGACACAUGGAAAUCGAGUUCCUCUCGACGUCCGAGUUCGCUUUCAGCGUCUCCUCCAAGACAGUCGAGUAAUUCCAACCUUGAGUCACUACCUAAGCUUCCUCGACGCGUGGAAAUCAGGCGACCAUCCUACUGCCUUCGAUUAUCUACAUCGCUACUUUGACUACACCAUGCAGAGUCGCGAGCGUCUUUACUACCAGUAUGCGCUUAUGAACUUGGCUAUCAUCCAAGCCGACUUCGGCUCUCACAAGGAUGCGUUAGAGACCAUGUUGGAGACCGUGUCCACCGCCCGUGAGAACCAGGACAUGCCGUGUCUCAACUUCGCCCUCAAUUGGCUGUUCCAAUUCGGCCGAGCACAUCCCCGACUGAUCCGGGACCUCGAAUCCGACAGUCUGCUCGGGUCCGGAAAGGAGAGCCUGGCCUACCUCCGCGCCAAGGCCAAGGAGACCGGCAUGUGGCCGCUAUGGAGCUCCGUCUUGCUGAGUGAGGCCAAACUGGGCUUCUGCGACGGAGAAAGCGUAGCCAGCUGCGUGGAAAUGCUGGUCCGCAGUUCCCAACUCAUCGUCACGCGCAACCUGAAAAAUUUGUACGGCGCUCAGUUAACCAUGGCUAUGGCCCUGUGGGAACGUCUCGGCCUCGCCCAUCUGUCUGCCGUAGAGAGCGAGAUUUUCCUCCGUUGUCACAUCGGGCACACCAGUUUCGAUGACGAGCUGAAGGUCACCGCCCGUGUUGCCAUGCACCUCACCGAGAGGGGCAAGUACGACCAAGCUCUGAAAAUGGUAGAGGCCCUCGACGAGAACGCCCUUCGCUCAUGGAAGGCCAGUCAAUAUUGGUAUAAAUACCGGGGCAUCAUUAAGUUGACCCGUGAUCUGCGCCACGAUAACCUCGAUGCUGCGGAGCAGCUGAUGUCUCAGCUUCUCCAGUCGAAGCAGGACGAUAUGGAGCCUGACGUGGCUUUCGUCAUCAAUUCCCUACAUGUCGACUAUCUCAUGCGCCGCGGAGAUCUCCAAGCUGCCUUUAGCAAGGUGGAAGACAUGCUAGAUGCCCUCGACGACGGGAAACGAGACAUUGCCCUAUAUGUGCACCUCAUGCUUCUCAAGGCACAAUUAUUCGACAAGGCCGGCCGUCCGCAGAGAGGCUUCACCCUAGCAAUGCGGGCCGCGAGCACGGCCUGGCGGGCCCGCCUCAUCCCCACCCUCUGGCAGGCGUCUGGCGCCCUCGCCAGCAUCCUCUCAUCCCUCGGCGAAUUUGACGCCGCCGCCCAGCUCCUGACGGCCGUCCUCCCGCGCAGCUUGGAGUAUGAAUCGGCUGCCAUGAGCGGACAGCUCUAUUCACAUCUUGCCGAUGCCAACAUGGGACUCGCCGGGAAGGCACCGCCCAACUCGGCGCGGCGAACAGAGCACCUGACGAGGGCCGCGAGUGCGGUCGAGAAAGCGUUCGAUUCUUAUUCCGCCAUCGAGGACACCAAGAAGCAGUGCGAGAUGAUGGCAAAGAAGGCGACCAUUAUGAAGGUCGCAGGGGACAAGGCGCUGGCUGCGGAUUAUGCGGCCGCUUAUGUCUCUCUGCGAAAAAGUGCCGCCGCGCUCGCCACAUGUUAACAAGCAUGGUCUGUAGUACAAAUUGUACGAAGUGAUCCCGGUCUACACAGGCAGCAUCGCCCUCCCUCGUGCAGGACACCUUUGGCACGAAGGAUCCAUAGACACCUCACCACAGCCGGAAUCCCCAGGGUCUUGCCUAGUUCAUGAGCCUUAACGUCACAACUGCAUCUUCCCCGGCUUAGCAAGCCCUAAGAUUCAACACUAGUCACAGCGAUACAGGGAAGCAGUGUUGAGCAAGUGAUUCUCCGCACAUACAUGUCGCCGCUCACCAAAUCGUUCGGUGCGAAACUGGAACGAGAGUUCGAGUCAUUGACUGUUUUGAUUGUUCGGAAUCUAGGAAAUCAUAUACAGGUCGACUGGUUCGUCGUGUCGUCCUCCCUCUUUCGCCAGCCCACACCUCCAUCCUAGUGAUCAAUCAC